AUGCUGCCAAUAACGUUCGUCCUCGGCACAGCGCGGCCAAUAGUGGACAUGCGCAUUUUCCUCGACCAACCUUCUCCCCUGCUGGAUCGAGUCCGAGAUGCCUCCUCCGUGAAACACGUUAUGCGCCUGCAAGCGACCAACUGGGAGCUCAAAGGAGUGGACUACGAUCCUGCUAGUUUCUCUCUGGACGUGCGCGGAUCUCUCUUCGCCCAGUCAUCCCGGCCGAACCAGCCUGCUGUUGUCACCAGCUACGCCAGCAGCAGCAAGCAAGUGCAAGGGAACGGCUCUAGCUUCAGCUUCAGCAGCAGCAGCAGUGCUGGUGUGGGUACCACUAUGACUGCUUUCAGCAUCACCAGCGGAUCUGGGAGCAGCAGUAGUAGCAGCAGCAGCAGCAGCAGCAGUAGCAGUAGCAUGAGUUACGGUGGGCGGCAGGGUGCCGGCCGGAGUGUGCUGCGGGGGCAGAUGGCGGUGACGGUGGGCAUGCAGGUGCCGCCCAACCUCUUCCUCGUUCCCCGCCAGUCCAUCGAGGCCGUUGGCAGUGCGGCGUUGCAGCAGCUGCUGGCAUCAAUGAAGGACAGAGUGAACAACCGAGUUCUCAGCGACUAUGCCAAGUUCUCUGAUGAGCGCGCUCGCUCUGCUGCCACCUCAAGGCGCCUCCCCAACUCCAAGCCCUAA
Molecule: messenger RNA, 675 nt
Organism: Closterium sp. Naga37s-1
Lineage: Eukaryota; Viridiplantae; Streptophyta; Zygnematophyceae; Desmidiales; Closteriaceae
Source: the annotation of a GenBank genome assembly